Molecule: messenger RNA, 2108 nt
Organism: Cucurbita moschata (crookneck pumpkin)
Lineage: Eukaryota; Viridiplantae; Streptophyta; Magnoliopsida; Cucurbitales; Cucurbitaceae
Exons: 2
Coding region: 891-1475 (194 amino acids)
Molecular function (GO): zinc ion binding
Source: RefSeq, a predicted model, not a curated record
UGGUUUUGUUUCGGAAUUAUGGCACCGUUUACCCACAAAAAACAGCUACUUUACCCAUUACAAACGCCAUUCCUUACAUUUAUUACAACAAUUCUUUAAACAUCAGCAAGAACAUCGUACUGUCAGUCACGAAAUAUUUGAUUGCGUGUGUCAAAAGAAGAAGAACAGGAAGAAGAUAACAAAAGAAAUUAAUAUCUAAUCAGUUUGAAUAGUGAAUUGAAUUUGAGUAUUUUUUUUAACCCUAAUUGUCGCAGUUCCCAUUGUUUGCGAUGAAGACGAAGUUGGUCAGCCAAUGGUAUCAGGAGCCUUAUCCUCCAAUUUUAGUUGCUUUCAUCACAUACCCAAUUGGGUUCCCAUAAUGAAAGACGAAUUGUAAUUGCAUCCAAUUUCCAUGUCGUUUGCUUCACUCUGAUUUUCACAAUCCCGCUUUGAAUAGUGAUUUUCCCCCUUUUUUUCGUCGCAUCGAGAAGUACUGGCAGAGAGAGAAAGGGAGGGGUUUCACCUGGAGGAUCCCAAUUGGAGACAACCCAGAUCUCCGCUUUUUGUUUUUAUUUUCAAUUUAUGAGGUAAACGCUGACCCCUGAUCAAAUUUUGGCGUUUAAGCUAUAGAUUGCGCUCCUUCUGUGGAGUUCAUCCUCGGGAUCAAGCCAUUCAUAUCUUCCAUUGGUCAUCAAAAAUGCUGUAAGCAAAAGACGUUUCUCGCAUAUUCCGUGAAAACUUGGAACAUGCGACGAUUCUUGUUCUGUUUUUAGUCUACUUUUCUGCCUUUUUCAUGAUAGAUUACCCACUUCGGAUUUCAAAGGAUUUUUUCAUUCGUAUCAAUAAGUUCGAUGGAAAGUGAUGCAUUCUGAUGGGGUAUUGAGUUAUUAGGGACAUUUUUCUUUCAAUUAAUGGAUCGAGAAGAAAGGAGUCGGCAAGAGGGUGGUGUUAUCUCGAGUCGAGUAGAAACAGGGGUGCCUAAAACCACCAACGAUUUGGUUAGUAGCGAUAAGAUCGAGUCCACCAUUGUGAUAAUCCCAGAAACCACUGCGCCUACCGGCGGCGACAAGGACGCACACGCCCCUGGUAGAGAAACAAGGGAGAGUUCGAAUCUGAACACUUUAGAAACUGUAGUGGUUAUUGAUACGGGUGGGGCUGCAUCUGGAGGUGGAGAUGGAGAAUCGGUUGUGAAGAACAAGGGAAUGGUGUCGGGGAAGGAUUUGGAAAAGAUGAAUUUAAAGUCAAAGAUGUCAGAAGCAAAGGAGAAUCCGGCGUUGGUAAAUGUAAAGCCAAUAGAGGGUAGAGGGUUUGUUGAAGACUGGAAUGGAGAAAGGGUGUGUAGGAUCUGCCAUUUGGCUUCCAACCAAGCCUCAGAGCCUAAAACUGGGACCAGUACUUCGGAGUUGAUUCAACUUGGUUGUGGCUGUAAAGAUGAGCUGGGAAUUUCUCAUACUCACUGUGCUGAGGCAUGGUUCAAGCUCAAAGGAAACAGGUGACAUGAACAAUUAUACAAACGACAGAAUGGCGCAAUGACAAAGGUGCGCACGUAUUUAACGAGCACAGCGCUCCGGAGUUUGAGUAUUGAGUGGUUUCCCAUUGAUGAACUCAACUGUUUGUUUAUGUACAUAUGCAUGUGAAAUAUAAGGAAAAGAGUCCAAAAACUACAAUUUUCUUUUCAUACUGUCGAACGAGCUGAUGAUUAUCUAAUCAUAAUCGUAAUCAUUAUGACAUUUUGAUCAAUACAGAACGUGCGAAAUCUGUGGCGAGAUCACCAAGAACAUUGAAGGAGUCGGGGACAACAGUUUUAUGGAAGAAUGGAACGAGGGAAGGUCAGUAGAUAGCUAUGGAAACACAUCAAACAGGGGUGGGGGAUGGUGGAGGGGACAGCCAUUCUGUAACUUCUUGAUGGCAUGUCUGGUAAUAACUUUUGUUCUUCCAUGGUUUCUUCGUAUAAACAUUUUCUAGCAAGUGUCAGAUAAUAGAAAGCAUUGUUGUGUUUGGCCGAAUGCUGAUUAGAGCAGAUGAAUUUGUGGGUGUUUUUGGUUGUGGUUAGUCAACGACGUUUCUGCAGCUUCUGCCUUCAGAGUUGCUUCAAUAAUUAUCACAGAUUCGUUAGUUGUUCAUAUUUU